Thermothielavioides terrestris NRRL 8126 is the source of this 1403-nucleotide messenger RNA. RefSeq lists its product as uncharacterized. The transcript has 7 exons. NCBI's taxonomy places the organism in Eukaryota, Fungi, Ascomycota, Sordariomycetes, Sordariales, Chaetomiaceae. Gene Ontology annotation, molecular function: GTPase activity; GTP binding. The coding region runs from base 158 to 1264 and encodes 368 amino acids. Gene Ontology annotation, cellular component: cytoplasm. The record is from RefSeq and is a predicted model, not a curated record. Gene Ontology annotation, biological process: cytoplasmic translation.
CGACGAACGACGCUUGAAACUGGAACACAACUCACAGCACACAGCAACAGCACACUUGCACCGCCGAUCACAAGCCGCUCGCAUCGCCACUUCUUUUCUCCGCGCAGAGAGGGUUAUCCAGUAGGAAGGAGGUCAACACAGCACAGAAAUCAGGACCAUGGCGACAACAGUGGAAAAGAUCAAGGAGAUCGAGGCCGAAAUGGCCCGAACUCAGAAGAACAAGGCGACGUCGUACCAUCUCGGCCAGCUCAAGGCCAAACUCGCCAAGCUCAAGCGCGAGCUCCUUACUCCGUCGGGCGGCGGCGGCGGCGGCGGCGGAGUCGGCUUCGAUGUCGCCCGCACCGGUGUCGCUAGCAUCGGCUUCAUUGGCUUUCCCUCGGUCGGCAAGAGCACGCUCAUGAGCCGGCUGACGGGGCAGCACUCCGAGGCGGCCGCCUACGAGUUCACGACCUUGACCAGCGUGCCCGGCCAGGUCAUAUACAACGGCGCGCCGCUGCAGAUGAUCGACCUGCCCGGUAUCAUUGAGGGUGCGAAGGACGGCCGUGGUCGUGGGCGGCAGGUCAUUGCCGUCGCCAAGACGUGCCAUCUGAUCUUCAUCGUGUUGGACGUCAACAAGCCGCUGACGGAUAAGAGGAUUAUCGAGAGCGAACUGGAAGGGUUUGGCAUCAGGAUCAACAAGGAGCCGCCGAAUAUCACGUUCAGAAAGAAGGAUAAGGGCGGGCUGAAUAUCACCAGCACGGUGCCGCUGACGCACAUUGACCAUGAUGAAAUCAGGGCGGUCAUGAGCGAGUACAAGAUCAGCUCGGCCGACAUUACCAUCCGGUGCGACGCCACCAUCGACGACCUGAUCGACGUGCUCGAGGCGAAGAGCCGAAGCUAUAUCCCGGUCAUCUAUGUGCUCAACAAGAUCGACAGCAUCAGCAUCGAGGAGCUCGACCUGCUGUACCGCAUCCCCAACGCCGUGCCGAUCAGCUCCGAACACGGCUGGAACAUUGACGAGCUGAUGGAGGCUAUGUGGGAGAAGCUGAAUCUUAUCCGGGUGUACACCAAACCCAAAGGCAAGAUGCCCGACUACUCGGCCCCUGUGGUGCUUCGCGCGUCGAAGUGCACGGUGGAAGACUUUUGCAACGCCAUCCAUCGGAGUAUUGUCGAUCAGUUCAAGACAGCCAUCGUCUACGGAAAGUCAGUCAAGCACCAGCCGCAACGGGUCGGGCUCUCGCAUGAGCUUGCAGACGAGGACAUCGUUACGAUUGUCAAGAAGUGAUCUCGACCACAGCGAGCCUGCCGGGUUCGACCGUGCCUGAGGCGCUGUCUUCGCGCAGCAUCAUCACCCAGCGGAGUCAACCCGACGGUACGCCGAGGCCCGCUUUUCAAGGGCGGUGAGAUCCUGGAGCCAUAGACUU